This is a messenger RNA of Caenorhabditis elegans, 719 nucleotides long. It is a transcript of the gene K05C4.2, whose product is annotated as Protein jagunal homolog. Bases 17 to 586 code for a protein of 189 amino acids. NCBI's taxonomy places the organism in Eukaryota, Metazoa, Nematoda, Chromadorea, Rhabditida, Rhabditidae. The transcript is spliced from 2 exons. Gene Ontology annotation, cellular component: endoplasmic reticulum membrane. The record is from RefSeq and is marked reviewed. Gene Ontology annotation, biological process: endoplasmic reticulum organization.
CUCACUUCAAGCGGGAAUGUCAUCACGAGGAGUUCGAGCGGCGGGUACCGAUGGGACGGACUUCCAAAAUCGGCAGAGGGUCGCACAGCACUACCAGGAGAGCGCUCAAUACAAGUCGAUCCUCAAGUGGUUCUUCGUUCCACACUUCUUGAUCCUGGUCUUCAUGUGGCUCAAGGUUGGCAGCGAACUCCUCCGAACAAAUUUCGGAUGGAAAAACGCGUUCUUCGAUCGACUGGACAUGCCGUCAGCCUACCCAUGGGAGUAUGUGUGGUGCUUCUCAUUCAUUCCGAUCGUCCUCGCCAUCUAUUCGUUCCAACGAAACAAACUCAAGAUCCUCCACUACGCCUACUAUGCCGAGUUCGUCGUCGGAAUCUUCCCAUGCAUGAUCGGGCUUGGAGGACAACUUCCAGAGCUGAUGGAGUAUGCUCAAGACAUGGAGGGAAGCAACACACCGACAUUCAAAGGAAUCUUCCCGAUGGUCAUCAUAUGGUACAUCUUCUUCGCGGUCGCACUCCAGAUUCACGGAUUCUCCAUGUACUUCAUGCAUCACCUUGCCGCCGCAUGGGCUCCAGUCAAGCGAGAUUAAAUUUUCUCCGUUUUGUGAUAUUAUUUUUCAAUUUUCCCCCAUUUGUUGAGUUGUGUACCUUUUCCUUGUUAAUAGUAUUUUUAUUCAAAUUCCUGCUAGUCUCUAUUGCCAAAUUAAUAAUUCCAUAUCUUUU